Messenger RNA from Cornus florida, 552 nucleotides. Its product is annotated as protein ALP1-like. Bases 1 to 552 code for a protein of 183 amino acids. Lineage: Eukaryota; Viridiplantae; Streptophyta; Magnoliopsida; Cornales; Cornaceae. The record is from RefSeq and is a predicted model, not a curated record. The transcript has 2 exons.
AUGCAAUUUAUCUACAUAUUACCUGGGUGGGAAGGGUCAACUGCUGAUAGUAGAGUGCUUCGAGAAGCAAUGGACAAGAGAAAUGGAUUUAAAGUUCCUCAAGGUUACUACUAUCUUGUUGAUGCUGGGUAUACAAAUUGUCAAGGAUUUCUUGCACCAUAUAGAGGACAAAGAUAUCAUUUGAAUGAUUGGAGGGAUGGACACCAACCUACUACUCCUCGAGAAUUUUACAACAUGAAGCAUUCUUCGGCAAGAAAUGUGAUAGAGAGAUGCUUUGGACUACUUAAGAUGCGUUGGGCAAUUAUAAGAAGUCCUUAUUUUUAUUCGACUACAACACAGACUCGAAUCAUUUUAGCAUGUUGUCUAUUGCAUAAUCUUAUAAGGCAAGAGAUGUCUAUAGACCCAUUAGAGGAAAGUUUGGAAGAACAAGAACAUACUCUGAAUGAAGUACAUGGUGAUUCAAUUACAACAAUCGAAACAUCAAAUGAGUGGAGUGCAUGGAGAGAUAAUUUAGCAACCAGCAUGUUCAAUGAAUGGAUGGCAGCUAGAUAA